This is a messenger RNA of Aspergillus glaucus CBS 516.65, 1929 nucleotides long. RefSeq names its product MFS transporter. The transcript has 5 exons. Gene Ontology annotation, molecular function: fluconazole transmembrane transporter activity. The record is from RefSeq and is a predicted model, not a curated record. The coding region runs from base 80 to 1912 and encodes 610 amino acids. Gene Ontology annotation, biological process: xenobiotic detoxification by transmembrane export across the plasma membrane. Lineage: Eukaryota; Fungi; Ascomycota; Eurotiomycetes; Eurotiales; Aspergillaceae.
CACAUCCAUAUCUCUAUUUCUACUUGUUAUAUUACCAAGCUACUUAUGGAACAACCCCAUCCCCUACUUUCUCCUAAUAAUGAUCGAAACAAUUCGAGAGACCGCCUUUGGUAAAUUGAUGCGCAUGAUCAGCCACAAUCGAAUAUUACAAUACCCAGAAGAGAUCGACCCCGAGACCUGCAGUCGUUAUGUCCUGUCCGAGACGAAUCUCGAGAAUUUGGAAUCCAAUACUCAUGGUGAACCUGGCGAAGAAUGGGGGCUCUUUACCGUCAUGUCCCAGGCCUCACGGCGGCCCAGCGCAACAGAACCAGCACCAGCCGAAAAAUUAAGCAGCGCCUUGGUAUCAAAUAUCGCAAUUGGCUGGUCUUCAAACGAUACCCAGAACCCUCAAAAUUGGUCGACUGGAAAAAAGCUCUUUGUCAGUUCGCAAGUAUGGCUCUUGACUUUCGCCAUAUAUAUCGGUUCCGCCAUUUACUCGCCGGGCAUUCCACAAGUGAGCGAGCAGUUUGGAGUUUCCAGUGUUGCUGCUACUCUCGGUCUUACCCUCUUCGUGUUAGGAUAUGGUAUUGGCCCCAUGUUUUAUUCUCCUCUAUCAGAGCUUCCCGCAGUCGGCCGUGGCCCAACAUUCGUCCUUACUGCCAUCGCAUUUGUUUUCCUGAACUUUGGCGUAAUCUAUGCCAAAAACUUUGGGACGCUCCUGGCAUUCCGAUUCUUGACCGGGCUAAUCGGCUCUCCUCCGGUCGCCACAGGCGCUGCAUCAAUGGCAGAUAUCUGGGGCCCUCUGUCUCGGGACUAUAUGAUCGCCAUCUGGAGUACGUUUGCAAUUGCGGCUCCGGUGAUGGGCCCUUUCCUUGGUGGGUUCGCUUCGUCUGCUAACGGCUGGACCUGGACCAUAUGGCAGCUUGUUUGGGUGUCCGGGUUUGCUGCGGCUGUUUGCUUCUUCUGCCUACCCGAAACCUACACCCCUAAUAUCCUUUAUCGCCGUGCUCGUCGUAUCAGAAACGUAACAGCGAAUUCGGCCUAUAUUUCCGAGUCGGAAAUCGAGCUACAGAACAUGACUACCAAGGGGAUUAUUUUCGAGGCUCUCGUGCGACCGUUCCAACUUUGCUUUCUUGAGCCAAUCAUAUUGUCUAUGAAUCUGUACAUUUCGUUCAUUUACGGGAUGCUUUACAUCUGGUUCGAAGCUUUCCCUAUCGUGUUCCAGGAAAUGCACGGUUUUAAUCCCGGUGAGGGUGGCCUUGCAUUUUUUGGUAUCCUCGUCUCUGUGAGCUGUGUGGCAAUCCCUCCAUAUUUCUUCUGGAAAUAUUUCUACCAGUCGAAAAAGCUUGACACCGAGGGGAACUUGCGUCCGGAGGAGCAACUCCCACCUGCCUGUAUUGGGUGUUUGAGUAUUCCAAUCUCUCUCUUCUCAUUCGGAUGGACAGGAAAUUUCAGUUCCGUCCAUUGGAUUGUGCCCAUCAUCUGCUCUAUGUUUUUUGCCCUUGGCGGAUGUCUGAUCUUCAACUGCAUCUUCUCUUAUCAAGCCCAGGCGUAUCCCAAAUACGCUGCCUCUGUACUUGCCGGCAAUGAUUUCAUGCGCUCAUGCUUUGGUGCCGGAUUUCCGCUAUUUGCGAGUGCCAUGUUUCACAAUCUUGGCGUUGGUUGGGCGUGCACCCUCCUCGGAUGUCUCACCAUCUUGUUUGUCCCCAUGCCAUUUAUUUUAUAUUUCUAUGGCACCCGAAUCCGCAUGGCUAGCAAGUAUGCAAGACAUGAUAUUCAAAAGGGAUACAUGAGCCUAUACAUACAACAAUUAGCCAAGUUGAUCGGAAAUCAACCUGGUCGUCCGUAUAGACACUUCGGAGCUGAUUCCGACGGUGCGGCUUGGUUCCUAAUCUGCACCAGCUUCAUAUCACAACACUUUCUCGAAGACUGACGCUAGUUAAAUUUGGC